AUGGGUAGACUCUACUUCCUGAGAAAGCUCAUGUCUUUCAAUGUGUGCAGCAAGUUACUGGAGAUCUUCUACCAGUCUGUGGUGGCCAGCCCCUUGUACUUUGCUGUAGUCUGCUGGGGGAGCAGCACCAGUAAAAGAGACAUUGGGUGGCAAAACGACAAACUGAUCCGUGAUCGGCUGGUGGAGACAGUGACUGUGGGGAUGGUGCCACUGUACAGGCUGCAGUGCCUCCUGAAGCGUGCCCACAUGCUGCUGCUGUGCCUGGGCAUAGCCUACUUGAUGGCGGGCAGUCUCCUCCUGCUCCAGCGUUCCAGUGUGAGACUGGGUCACUCCAGCCUGGCCAACGUGCCCCCGCUGUCCCUGGCAGCUCCUCCUGUGGCCCUCAGAACAGUGGGCCUGGGGGUGAGGGCGCGCUCACGCUGGGCUACUGUCCCAGUGUCUAUGGGGGGAGGCAGGCCGGGGCGGGGGUCCACCUCACGCAGCCUCGGGGUCCAACACCUGCACCGUCGCUGGUUUCACAAUCUGCUACCAGAGGGGCCAGAGCAGAGACAGUCACUGCACAGGAGCCGGCACAAAGGAACAUACAUGGGCUGCUUUCUUCACAAUGCAAGCGAUCAAGCUCUGGGAGGAACCAUGCUUUAUGACCUACGCAAAAUGACCAGCUCUCUGUGUCAAGACACCUGCUCCGAAAGUGGGUACCAGUUUGCCGGUCUGGAGUAUGGAGCAGAGUGUCACUGUGGGAACAGGAUCAGUAGCCCCCGUGCCCCGGACGAGGACUGCAGCCUGGUGUGUCGGGGUGAGAGGGGGUCUCGCUGUGGAGGGGUGGGACGACUCUCCAUUUACAAAGUGGAGGAGCAGCUGCCUGGCCACCGAAAAUUCAGGAACGUUCACUACCGCGGCUGCUUCCAGUUGCUCAAGAACGUCAUUGGCACCUUCCCCAUCUAUUCCUUCCAACCCAAUCUGACGUCCCAGUCCUGCAUCGAGACCUGCACAGAUAAGGAGCUGCCUCUUGCUGUGUUGAGUCGGCCUCACUGUUUCUGCACUUGGACUUCGUCUCUGUUCAGUGUGACUGAAGCGUUGGACGGUCAGCAGUGUGAGCAGAGCAGUGUGUCCAACCAGACCACUGCCCUGUCUGCAACACGCACAGAGAGGGACCACUACCACGUCUACCAAACCCCUGUCCUGGACUCCAGGUGCAAAGAGAGGAUGUUUCUGCCUCAGAGAUCCAGCUCCCUCGUGGCUCUGUCAAGUUUUCCUGGAGCAGGCAACACCUGGGUCCGCCACCUGAUUGAGCUCGUGACUGGAUACUACACCGGGAGCUUUUACUUUGAUGGUACACUAUACAACCGAGGUUUCAAAGGAGAGAAGGACUACUGGAAGAGCGGCCGUAGCAUUUGUGUGAAGACCCACGAGAGCGGUCAGAAAGAAAUAGAGAUGUUUAGUUCAGCCAUCUUGCUCAUCCGAAAUCCGUACAGGUCACUCAUGGCUGAAUUCAAUCGAAAGUGCGCCGGGCAUCUAGGGCACGCCUCAGACGCACAAUGGAAAAGUAAAGAGUGGCCAGAAUUCGUCUCCAGCUACGCCCCCUGGUGGGCAUCUCACGCACUGAGCUGGCUGAAAUUCGGCAAACGGCUGCUGGUGGUGCAUUACGAAGAGCUUCAGAAGUCCCUGAUCCCACAGCUACGUCUCAUUGUCUCCUUUUUGAAUGUGACUGUGAACGAAGAGAGGCUCCUGUGUGCCCAUAGCAACCAGGACGGCCAUUUUAAACGCUCGGGGUCACAGCGGCCGACCUUUGACCCCUUCACCGCUGAUAUGAGGACCAUGAUUGACUCGUUUAUACAUGAUGUGGAUCAGGCACUUCAGAGCAGAAACUUAAGUGGACUCCCAGUUGAAUACCUCCCGAGAUGAUGAAGUGGAACCUUGUCAGAGCCUGGUUUGUUUGUAGGGACUUUCAAAAGCCUUUUUCACUGUGAACGAACUCACGUAAACAAGCUGCUGAUGAGAGGCUGAUGAUAAAACAGAAAUGUUGUAAAGGCUUUUGUGCUGAUACUGCUCCAAAUAUGAAGGCACAUUUGUUUACGUCUAAACUGCAGAGGAGGGAUUAAUGAAUCUUAAUGCACUAAUGUGGGAGCUCUUUUAUA
Molecule: messenger RNA, 2138 nt
Organism: Boleophthalmus pectinirostris (great blue-spotted mudskipper)
Lineage: Eukaryota; Metazoa; Chordata; Actinopteri; Gobiiformes; Gobiidae
Gene: wscd1b
Product: WSC domain containing 1b
Exons: 9
Coding region: 1-1905 (634 amino acids)
Molecular function (GO): methyltransferase activity; sulfotransferase activity; 2-oxoglutarate-dependent dioxygenase activity
Source: RefSeq, a predicted model, not a curated record